Messenger RNA from Zasmidium cellare ATCC 36951, 1017 nucleotides. RefSeq lists its product as uncharacterized. Gene Ontology annotation, molecular function: hydrolase activity. The coding region runs from base 1 to 1017 and encodes 338 amino acids. The transcript has a single exon. NCBI's taxonomy places the organism in Eukaryota, Fungi, Ascomycota, Dothideomycetes, Mycosphaerellales, Mycosphaerellaceae. The record is from RefSeq and is a predicted model, not a curated record.
AUGACCGACAAGCUUCCAUCUCCGAACGACUUGGACGCCAUGUCCACACUGGAGCCCGAGAUUGCCGAACGACUCAAGGGCAUGGCCGCUCUAUUCCCAGCUGUACAAGCAACUGGAUUCGUGGACAUCAUCAAAGAGCUGCGCCAACGCUUCGAGAAUAUACCAAUUGCGCCAAAACGUGAGGACGUAGAGGAGGCUACAUCAACGUUCCAGGCUCCUGAUGGAACGAGCUUACGUCUGGUCGUGUACAAGCCUGCGAAUGCGACCGGUCUUCUACCACUCGUGGUUUGGUACCAUGGCGGCGGACAUUGCGUUGGGAUGCCAGAGCAAAACGCCGCUAUGAACCGUGAGAUUGCUCUACAGGAGCAAUGCGUUGUCGUGGCCCCUCAAUACCGCCUGGCGCCUGAACAUAAGUAUCCGGUUGGGUUCAACGAUACUUGGGACGCUUUGAAGUACAUUGCUGAAAACGCCCAAUCCUUGGGUGCGGAUCCCAAACUUGGCUUCGCCAUAGGCGGCGAGAGUGCUGGAGGCGUGAUCGCUUCCAUUCUGGAAUUGCGAGCCCGCAACGAGAGGCUCGAGCCUCCACUCACAGGGGCUUUACUCAGUGCCGGAUCUUACUUCAAUCCGAACGCCAUCCCUUCGGAGUACAAGGACCGCUAUCGUUCACGGCACGACGAGACUUGCAAAAAGUCGCCGAUGCUCAGCGAGACAAGCGCCAAAGCGUUCUACGAAUGCCAUGCUGCUGACUGGACUUCAGCAGAUUACCGAGCUGCUUUGGACCCCUUGGACCAUGCAGGUCUUCCGAGAACUUAUAUCCAAGCGUGUGGCGCCGAUAUCAACCGCGAUGAUGGACUCUUGUACAAUGAUCUGCUUCAACGACAUGGUAUUGAGACCAAGCUGAGCGUAUAUGAGGGCGGUCCACAUUGCUUUUGGUUCCUCUUCCCGGAUACCUCGCUGGGGAAGAAAUGGACACAAGAUACUCACGAGGGGUUGAAGUGGCUACUGAGACAGAAGUAG